AGCAGGGCAAGGCAGGGCAGGCAGGACGGACAGACGGACUGACGGACGGACUGACAGACGGACAGACAGCGGCCGGUCCCGCUGCUGACAGGACCAUGUCAGACGGUUUCUCUCUCGCCGACGCCUUGUCCACCUGUAACAACCCCAACCCCAGCGCCCCUGCGCCCCAAGGCUGGCCCUCCCCUGCCUGGGGGAACCAGCCGGCACCUGGGGCUUUCCCGCCCUACCCCGGAGCACCGGGGACCUUCCCCGGGUCACCAGCAGCGCCGGGGCCCUAUCCUGGAGCUCCAGGACCCUAUCCUGGAGCACCAGGGUCGUAUCCUGGAGCACCUGGGCCGUAUUCUGGGGCACCAGGAUCAUACCCUGGAGCACCGGGGCUGAAUCCUGGAGCGCCAGGAUCAUACCCUGGAGCACCGGGGCCGAAUCCUGGAGCGCCGAGAUUGUAUCCUGGAGCACCGGGGCCGAAUCCCAUGGGAGCACCGGCAGGACCAGGGAUGGCUCCUCCAAUGAAAAUCCCCUUCGAGCUGCCCCUGCCCGCAGGACUCAUGCCUCGGCUGCUGAUAACCAUCACGGGGACGGUGAACCCAAACCCCGACAGAUUUGCACUGGAUUUCAAGAGGGGGCAAGACGUUGCCUUCCACUUUAAUCCCCGUUUCAAGGAAGAUAACAGAAGAGUCAUCGUCUGUAAUUCAAAGUUCCAGGAUAACUGGGGAAAGGAGGAUAGGUCGGCUCCUAGAUUUCCCUUUGAGCCUGGAAUGCCCUUCAAGCUCCAGAUUCUCUGCGAGGUGGAUCACUUCAAGGUAGCAGCCAAUGACGCUCACUUGAUGCAGUACAACUUCCGCGAGAAGAGGUUGAAUGAGAUCACCCAACUGUGCAUUAGUGGGGACAUCACUCUCACCAGCGUUUUGCCUACCAUGAUAUAACUGAGAAGUUGUAAUUUUAUCACAAACUUAGUGCUCAUAAUAAGGUUGUAAGGUUGGUGUUGUACAUGAAUAUUUUGAGGCAAUAAAAUACUUUUGAAAGUAAAAUU
This is a messenger RNA of Oxyura jamaicensis (ruddy duck), 1030 nucleotides long. It is a transcript of the gene LGALS3, whose product is annotated as galectin 3. Gene Ontology annotation, molecular function: carbohydrate binding; IgE binding; laminin binding. The transcript is spliced from 7 exons. The coding region runs from base 96 to 923 and encodes 275 amino acids. Gene Ontology annotation, cellular component: nucleus; immunological synapse. Lineage: Eukaryota; Metazoa; Chordata; Aves; Anseriformes; Anatidae. The record is from RefSeq and is a predicted model, not a curated record. Gene Ontology annotation, biological process: positive chemotaxis; macrophage chemotaxis; eosinophil chemotaxis.